Molecule: messenger RNA, 3602 nt
Organism: Morone saxatilis (striped sea-bass)
Lineage: Eukaryota; Metazoa; Chordata; Actinopteri; Moronidae
Gene: rnf167
Product: ring finger protein 167
Exons: 10
Coding region: 242-1447 (401 amino acids)
Biological process (GO): positive regulation of DNA-templated transcription; protein ubiquitination; ubiquitin-dependent protein catabolic process
Cellular component (GO): cytoplasm; nucleoplasm
Molecular function (GO): ubiquitin protein ligase activity
Source: RefSeq, a predicted model, not a curated record
CUGCUAUCACAACAGGAAGAAGAGCCAGAGAGCAAGAAGCAAUAACAAACAAACGUAGCAGCAAGCUAACGUAACUUUAGGAAACCGAACACAUACAGGCGAAGUGUCUGCUCCUGUGCGCAGAGACAUACUUGUUUUAUAUACUAAUAGCAGUGUGUGAUACGAUGUGCACGGACUACAAAGAAGACAUAUAACAAUCUGUCACGGAGACGAUUUAACGUUAACUGUUAAGUGCAACUGUAUGCGACCAAGGAUGGUUCACCUUGGUGUGUGGAGGGUGGGAGCUCGAUGGAGUGUCCUCAUAGUGUUUUUUUCCAGCGUGCUGGUUCCCUCACCUACACAUGCCUAUAUUUAUGCUCAUUAUAGCAAUAUGACCUCCAUGUUGUUUGAGGACCUUCCCGCCUUGUUUGGCGACCCACUUCCGAAGGAUGGACUGACGGGAGUUUUGGUGGUGUCCCGUCCACUUAAUGGCUGUACAGCAAUAGACCAUCCUCCUCCAUUGCCACCAUCUUAUGAUGCCAACACCACCAAAUUCAUCGCUCUCAUCAGACGCUAUGAUUGCAAUUUUGACAUAAAGGUAUUGCACGCACAGCAGGCUGGAUACAGUGCUGCUAUCGUUCACAACAUGUAUUCAGACACUCUACUCAACAUGAACUACAGCAACGACACGAUUGCAGAGGAGAUUGAGAUCCCCUCUGUAUUCACCAGCUACUACGCCUCCCAAAUUCUCAGGCAGUUCAUCAUUCCAGAACAAGGGGCCUACGUGAUCCUCAAGCCGGAGUUUUCUUUCCCACUCUCGUACUACCUUAUUCCCUUCACUGGAGUAGUUGGCAUGAUCAUUCUUGUCAUGUGUGUCGUCUUGAUUAUACGGUGUGUACAGUACAGAAAGAGGCUGAGGAAAAAUCGUUUGUCUAAAGACCAACUGAAGCGGAUUCCAACCCACCGGUUCCGUAAAGGGGAUGACUAUGAUGUGUGUGCCAUCUGUCUGGAUGAGUAUGAAGAGGGAGACAAGCUGCGUGUUUUACCUUGUUCCCAUGCCUACCACUGCAAGUGCGUAGACCCGUGGCUCACACAGACCAAGAAGACGUGUCCUGUGUGCAAACAGCGCGUCACUCGGAACAACCAAGAGCACUCCGAGUCCGAGUCUGAGGAGGAAACCGGAAGACGUGGGGAGGAAGAAGGGACAGAGGGUGAAGCAGACUCGGAGCGCACCCCUCUGCUUCGGCCCUCCCCCUCAGGGAGCCCAGUGGCCUACUCAGCCACCACCACCACUACUGCCCAGUGCCUCACCUCGCCCGCUCACUGCGAUUCACCCAUCCUGGGCUAUGAAGGCUACCACUCCCCCCUGGAGGAAACAGACUCAGAAAGUGACGACGCGGGAGAGGACGGGCAGCACACAGAUGACGACACCGCUCAGCUCAUUGGUAGGGAUAGAGUGGAGGUCUGAUGGCUGCAACGAGAUUACUUAGUUUUACCUAAAAAGGGUCUUUGUGUCAUCAGGCAACUAUUAUCACACUGUACUUUAAAAUAGUUGCACAUUUGUGGUUAGCUAGACUUGUAACAGAAUCUUUUACCCAGUAACCAGAGGAGGUCUACUUGUUGGUGUCAAAGCACAUGCAGAACAUCAAUCAGUUUGUACCAAAAUUCAGCAUCAGAGCAUCAGCCCACUUUUAUACACACAUUCACUUUAGUAUGCCUAUAUUUGUCCUUUAGACCUCCUUUUUAAUGCAUGUUGUAAUUCAUAACUUGACCUAACCACUAGUGUUGCACAAUAUGAAUAUGAAUGAAUGGGCCACUUAAAUGUCUCAGUAAUCUAUAAGCUGUAAAAGCAAGAGUGUGACUCGAUUAGAUGAAGCCUGUGUUGCUAAACAGAAAGAAUUGUGUGCUCACACUUAAAGUGGAUCUUCUGGGUUCUCUAUGUAAGGUUUUAAGUAAGGUUAGUGCAGUUUGAAGACUCUCUGUUGUCCUUUCCCCCAGCUUUGAAUCAUUUCCUAACCAGGAUGUGCAAGUAGAGAGAAAUGUUUGUCUUCAUUUUAUUUUUUUUAUCCCCUUAGCUCUCUUUUAAAUUUUUUUUUAAAUCUAUAUUUCAGUUCUUUGAAAUGUCCAAUUUUUCUCAAAUUCCACAGAAAAAAUUAUACUAUAAUAGAAUAUUGCAAAGAUGUUAUACAUUUCUGCUGCUUUUACAUUGUUACCAAUAAUACUGUGUGGUCAGUUUAAGAAAAAACAUUUUUAGCUUUAUCCAGUUUGUCAAGUUGAACAAACUUUAAGCAACAAAGUAAAGGUCAGUUGGUAUUGUAAAUCCAUAACAUAGUGAAUAUUGAUGGGUUUUGGUCUGCUAAAUCAUUUUAGCUUUUAUUCUUUAAAUCAGUAAAAUAUAGAUUCAUGAAUAUUUAAUGGAUGUUUUUCCAUUUUUAUACACAGCAGAAUGAUUGCAGAAUUGUGGGACCCUGAAGGUGUUUUUAGGAAAAAAGAGCAUUGCCUUACAUUGGCCUUGAUGUACAUAACAUGUGUAUGUUAAAUUAAAUGUUUGGAAAUUGAAGGGAUGGGAUUCACACUCCUCUUUGUUUUACUCUUUCUCUAGCUGUAUUUACCUAGUUCUUGUUCCCUGGUCUGAAAAUACGCUCCACAUUUGUUUUUAUAGUGACGAACAAGAAAGAGAAAACCUGUGUUUUACGUGUUGCUAGUGAUGACACAGAUAGCCAGCUUACACAUGCUUGAUUUGCACCUUUUUUGCUACUUUAUAAAAUGAGCUGGGCGGGUCUACGCUGUUGAUUUAUAUAAAGAGCAGCACAAAUAGAAACCUUAAAAAGUUGUUUCAGCCAAACUGUUUCACUGCUCCUAAUAAAUGCACAGUGUUUACCUUGAUCUAAUAAAUCAUAAAUUCAUAACUGGAAUUCUUGUAUGUAUGUAUAAUAGUCUUACAGGGUGUAGGUCUUUACUGUCCUCUAUACUAAAAUGGAGUGCCCCAUGUGUUUUAAAAAAUGGUUUUAUCAAUUAAAACAAUAUGUCCUUCUGUAUAACCUCAAUUUGAAACCUAACUUGUAUCUAUCAAAUAGGGGACCAAACGUAUAUCCCCAUACUCCACAACUGCAUAUGAUGACAUCAGUGGAGACACUACACAUACACAUGCUUUGACUAAGGAUUUGUUUUGAUUAAGUUGAGUGCUGAAGAGGGGAGUCAGUAGGACUGAAAUCAAUACAUUCCAUCUUUAUAUAUGACUGAUGUUUGACUAAAAGACUCCACACUAUCAAAGUUUGAUUGGGGCUUGUUGGCAAUAGUCUGUAUUGUAAAAUAGAACAGCUGUUUUCCUAUUUACAGUAUGCUCAAAUGUUUUUUUUUGUACUGUACUUUUUUUUUUCUUUAUGUCUCAAUUUUAGAGACUGUGAACUGAAACAAAUGGAAACAUAUAAUCCCCAAAUUCAUUUUUCCCUCUUCUUUUAGAAUGUGCCUAGUUUAUCACAUUUAAAUAAUAAAUGUACAGUGUCAAGUAUAAUUUCUAUGUAUAAAGCAGAUUUGAGAAUCCUUAAGAUGUCUAAACACAGUCUGUGGAAUGCUACAUUUAAUGUGUGAUUUGUGGAAGAUUAAAUGAUACUGAAAUGGGA